Molecule: messenger RNA, 487 nt
Organism: Pipistrellus kuhlii (Kuhl's pipistrelle)
Lineage: Eukaryota; Metazoa; Chordata; Mammalia; Chiroptera; Vespertilionidae
Gene: CUNH9orf57
Product: chromosome unknown C9orf57 homolog
Exons: 3
Coding region: 182-487 (101 amino acids)
Source: RefSeq, a predicted model, not a curated record
UUUUCCUCCAUCACAGAAUAAAUUCAUUUAUACUUUAUUGGUGAAAUAAAUAAAACUUAGCCAGUCACUUCCCUUUUUUAUAAUAGCUAACAUAAAUGUGUAACUGAUUACUUCCCCAGAGGAAAUUUAACAGUGGGAUGUAUUUCUCCUUCCCUCUUCUUUUCUGUCUAGAAACCUAAGAAUGGGGAUUGUCAUCAGACCUGUUUUUGUCUUAUUGUGCCUCUUAAGUGCCCUUGGCCUUGUUGAAAGUGUGCUCUGUAGGCUAUGCAACCUUUCAAUCCCCUUCCAUGGAUGUCUUUUAGACUUUGGAACCUGCAGGACCAAACCUGACCAGUUCUGUUUUAAAGAGAUCCAUUUUAAAGGUGGAAUUCCCUGGUUUUCUAUUAAAGGCUGCACAGAAACCUACACUGAUUGCUUCAAGAAAAGGAUGAUCCACCACAUGCUCCAGAUUUCUCGCUGCUGCCAUCAUCCUUUGUGCAAUUUCUGA